GAAUAAAACGGAUUCAAUAGGUAUUAUCUGACAACAUCUAAACACGGCGUAAUAUUGCCCACCCUAUUGUAAUUUUACGUUAUGUAGUUUUUAAGAUACAGCGAUCACUGAGUGGUUAUAUGCCUGGCUGCAGCACUAGUACCUAUAGCACUAGUAUUAUAUAUUAACAGUGUAUACAUUACACGACGUAAUAUGUGCAUGCAACAUCUAAGCGCCAUAUACCUACGUCAAACAAUGUAUUUACCUAUGCCGCUGACCCAUAUUGUUAGACGUUAGAGAUUCACGUCCAUAUAAUACACGAGUACACUACAAUGACGCCUUCUGUCCUAAACCGGUGGUAGGGAUCGAUCCCAAUUCGGCGCCGUCGCAGAAGCUUAUAAAAAGGCAUGUAAGAGGGCAGACACCCUUAGUGUAUCACUAUUCGUUUUUCGUUUCACUUUUUUGCAUUGUGCCGAACUGUAAUCUGUUAUAUCUUAAUUCUUGAUCGUAAAACGCCCGAUUUUAAUAAAUGAUGGAGUCCUUAAUAAGACAAUUUUAUGUUUUCUUUUUCAUUGCAUUAUUUUCAUCGUGGGUAGCAGCCAUGUGGAUCGAAGAACCUACGGAUAAAAAAAUUAAAAAACAAACCUUGAGUUAUACGGGCCAACUAUGUCCUCCAUUUGGAUUAGGGGUACGUUAUGAAGUUACCACGAUACAAACAGCGACGACAAUGUUCGGAUGCACCUACUUGGAACACAACCAUACGGUACUCGCUGCACCAGUAUUUAAUUUGUGGCUUGAACGUCCGGGGAAAACCAGCAAUCAUGGUCAUUGUAAAGACAUGCGUAACAUGGACCACUUCACUUUUGAGUGUAUUUCAAAAAAGGAACCUACUAAGAAGGAAGAGAUUUCUAAAGGCUGGCAUUAUGUUACAUUAUUAGAUCAUUCCCAGUCAAGCAUCUCACAGGAUAACAACAACCCGGUUUUCAGAUGUGCCGUGUAUGAAGUGAAUGAUGCUCCUGCUGAGGGUGUCAAAAUAAUUCGAAUGGCGAUCAGUGCACCUAGCAAAGAGCAAAUGCACGAAGACCUGUGUGCCAGUCUGUCAAGAACUAUGGAAAAGGAUGAUCUACCAUACACUUCAGAAGGGCACCGAACUUGGCCUGAUGAGUCAGUGUACCUUUAUAUGUUAGGAAAGCCAUCCCUUGAUGGACCUCCCAGAAACCAAAAGGAAAUAGUCAAAUACCCUACCAGUCAUCCAAUGAAAUCAACGACUACAACGCAAUUAACAACAAUGGAAUUAACAACAACGAACCCCAUAAGAACUACAAGAUAUAAUAAGAAACUUAUGGAAUACCUAAAUAGCCGUACAACAACUACAAUGAUGCCAGAUCCCCAAGACGUUUUUGACCAUUUACAUUCGUUUGUAAUUGGUCGAGAAUGACCAUCUUGUCUAGAUCAAUGAAUAUGUCUAUAGAUGUAACCAUGAUGAAUAUAUUAUAUUUUUUAAAUUAUA
Messenger RNA from Aphis gossypii (cotton aphid), 1489 nucleotides. RefSeq lists its product as uncharacterized. The transcript is spliced from 5 exons. Bases 509 to 1417 code for a protein of 302 amino acids. The record is from RefSeq and is a predicted model, not a curated record. Lineage: Eukaryota; Metazoa; Arthropoda; Insecta; Hemiptera; Aphididae.